AUGGUUUGCACUCUCAGCAAAACUACAGCAACUGAUCCAGGUGGUGCCGCCCCAAUCUCCGUCAUGCCUCCAGAUGUUAUUCAAACUCAUAUCCUCACGAGUCUCGAUGGUCCGUCGCUCGCUUCCGCAGCCAGCACGUGCUCUCAACUCAAUAUCCUCUCAUCGCAUGAGCAUUUAUGGUGCAAAAUUUGCAACUCCACGUGGCCUUCCAGUAACACGCCACGCGUUCGCAAAGUAAUCUCCACUUUCCCUAACACCUCUCGCUCUUUCUUCUCCGAUUCUUUCUCAUAUGUAAUGGCUUCCGCCUCCAACUGCCACCGCAAGAAUAUUGAAAGCACGCCAGAAAUUAUAUCCGCCGUUGAUUUAUUCCAGCGGGAAAAGGUUGUUUUAUCGAGGGUGGUGGAGACUGAAACCGAGUCUGGUUGGUUUCGGUGUUCUCCGUUUAGGAUUGAUAUUCUGGACCCGAAGGAUUCUGUUGAGACGAGCAUGGAGUAUCCGAGAGAGGAGGAAGCGUGUAGGAAUCUGGAAGAGAAAUUGAGUUUGAGUUGGAUAGUGAUCGAUCCGAUAGGAAAGCGUGCGGUGAACGUGUCAAGUGGAAAGCCGGUGUCGGUGAACCGUCACUGGCUGACCGGCGACGUGAAAGUGAGAUUUGCAACGGUGUUACACGGCGGAGAGAAGGGAUCAGCGAAAGAAGCGACGGUGUGUAGUUUGUUGGUGACUUUUGGAAAGGAAAUGCAAGUGAGGGAAAUAUGUUUUCAGAUUGAGGAUAUGGAUGGGAAUCAGUUGAAUGGGAGGGAUAGUUUGGGGAUUUUGCAAAGAGCUUUGGAAGGUGAAAGGAGAAGAUUGAGGAACGGAAAGGAAAGGUAUGUGGAAUUUGUGAGAAAGAAAAUGGAAAGGAAAGAGAGGAAAUUGAGAAGAGAGAGAAAGUUGGAUAUUCUCUGUGUUGCACUUGCUGCUUUGUCUGUUGCGGCUUUUUCCACUCUCUUUCUCUCUUGA
This is a messenger RNA of Vicia faba (fava bean), 996 nucleotides long. The record is from the annotation of a GenBank genome assembly. Lineage: Eukaryota; Viridiplantae; Streptophyta; Magnoliopsida; Fabales; Fabaceae.